Molecule: messenger RNA, 1475 nt
Organism: Branchiostoma belcheri (Belcher's lancelet)
Lineage: Eukaryota; Metazoa; Chordata; Leptocardii; Amphioxiformes; Branchiostomatidae
Product: titin-like
Exons: 8
Molecular function (GO): protein binding
Source: RefSeq, a predicted model, not a curated record
UACCGAACAUGGCUGCCGUAGGUGCAGCAGGAAGUUUUCCGGCUCCAAAAGACUGACUUGGCCUGUAGAUGAUUUCUUGAAGAGCAAACAUCUUAAUGAGGCACAACAACCAUGAACAGGUUUCAACUUGGUAAAAAAAGCAAGAAACCAACUACACCCAGCCAUUCUGGGUCAAACUCUACAGAACAAAGUGUCAGUGCAUUUGCAAGCAAGAUAAGUCCAGAUGCUGAAGUUCAGGCACCGUUGCAGAACACUGUCGUGACAGCUACAGCAGCUACAGAAGAAAGCCAGGUGAAAACAGACAUCCCAGAUCCCCCAGAUCCCCCUAAAGGAUUUCAAGUUGUAGAUACUUCAACUGACUUUAUUAAGUUGAAAUGGGCAAAGGUUACUUCAAAGCAGAUUUAUGGCUACCGCCUGGAACGUUCCAUUGCAUUUCAAAACAAGUGGAGCAGAGCACAUCAACAACAUGUAUUAUCAGCUCAAACCACUAGCUUCCAAGUCGGGAAGGUAGUUCCUUAUGAGGCAUAUGAUUUUUGUGUAAAAUCAGCAGCACUUGAUGAUAGCUCUGGUACGCUUCUCUACAAUGGUGGACCCAAACUGCGCAAUGUCAUCGCAAAGGGGAAAGAUCAACCAUUCCCACCAAGAGACGUUAAGGUAAAAGAGGUCAAAGAAGAGUCUGUGUCACUGACUUGGCUGGUGCCUGAACCAGAUAACAGUCAAGUCACUUGCAAAUACGUUGUUGAGAUGUGCAGUGACUAUACUGACAGCAAGAUCCUAAAUACAUGGGAGGAAUGCUCAAACAGUCCUACAACAGAAUGUCAGUGUACAGUCAAAGUUCAGCACAACGGAAACUACCGCUUUCGUGUGAAAGCCCUUAAUAGCGACAAGCCAGAGGUCAGAAGCCUUCCACAGGAAAUGGGUGACCCAGAGGUACGUAUCCAUAUCAAACAGAGGAAUACAGAAAGGGGAUUUCUGGAACAAUUAUUAAGACUCUGGAAUUUCUUUGGUACAACACCCGAAAGGCAGGAAGACGGGAGCAUCAUCUUUGUCAUCUCCUGUCAAGACAUGAGUGGACUGCGUGAACUGUGGAUGAACUACAACCUGGGGAAACUGAAGGAGUUCUUCCAAGAUCUGUUUGCCCAAGAGCACUACUGCCCUGCUUCUGACCUAACAAACAAAGAACUUGACAUUAAAAUUGACCCUGAGGAUUUCUAUGCCUGCCGCCGACAUCUUCUGUUGACUUGUCCCAACAGCAAAGGGUUCAGGGUUCUGAAAGUUGGGGAUACUUAUUCCAGAGCAUGCACAAAGCUGGGACUAAGCGAGGAUUACCCAGUCCACUGCAAACCAGUACUGCAAAGGACAGCCUUCUCUGAGCUUGACUUCUUGGACCUUGCAAUAACCGUCAAGAAAUCAACAGGAGUGAAACCAAGCUCAACUACAUGUGGGACAGUGGAAAGAUCACCUGGAAUAAUGAG